Molecule: messenger RNA, 1433 nt
Organism: Vanrija pseudolonga
Lineage: Eukaryota; Fungi; Basidiomycota; Tremellomycetes; Trichosporonales; Trichosporonaceae
Product: mRNA stability protein
Exons: 6
Coding region: 526-1074 (182 amino acids)
Cellular component (GO): cytoplasm
Molecular function (GO): protein phosphatase inhibitor activity
Source: RefSeq, a predicted model, not a curated record
ACAGACAACUACACACACACUACACACCACACACACACACUACACACCACACACACACACAUCCUUCGACGCUCGGAAGCCAAUACCAAGCAGGUUCCCACCCGUCACUUCCUACGCGCUGCCUUGCCUUGCCCGUAGAAGCACCCGCCACCCAUUCAGUCUCCUCUGUCAUUUCCCACUUUGCGAGACACACCCACCCACCCCCUCGCUUCCUCGCAUUCCCCUCCCCCUACCAUCCACUCUUAUUCCUUGGUUCCCUCGGCGAUCACCCAAACAGUCAAGCUACCUUUCCAGAACUAGCACACGUCAAACGUGCACACUCGAGACGUUGCUCAACUUGCCGCACUGGUCAACGAUUCCCCCUCUUACCUCCACUGCCCUCCCUACUCCGCUCCUCCGCACGUGGCCGGCGUAGAACCAACAACCUCGCCUUCCUUUCAAUCAACUCAACGUCGUGCCCGAUUCGAAUCGGCACCCACCAGCCUAUUGCCGAAGGCCCAUUCCACGUCCGACACAUAGCUCAGCAUGAACCCCCACAAGAUCAAUAAAGUUGACAUCUCGCAACUCAGCGAGCAGGACCAAAAGGCGUUCAAGCUCUAUGGCAAGAUUCCAGGCAAGAACCUGCUCUCCAAGAUGCAGAAGGAGCGCAAGUACUUUGACUCUGGCGACUACAUGAUGUCCAAGGCGGGCGUCUCGCCUCCCCAGCCUCUUGGCACCGCGAUCCCUACUCCCGAAGGCCUUCCUCACGCUUCUCCGCCUUCGAACGGCCACCUGUCGUCGUCGCCCACGGGCCAGCCCAUCCCUUUCCCGCUCGGCGGUUUGGCGGACCGAAGGGCGUCGGCUGCACCAGUUGGUGUCGGCAUUAGCCCCGCGGCAACGAGCGAGGCCAUGGCUGUGCCCGGCAUCUCGCACCAGAGGCGGAGUUCCGAAAGCGGAUUGCGAGUCUCGCCCCCAGGGACGAUGCGCGAGGGCCCGCAGACGUCGUCUUACCCGAUCCAGCACCACACGUUUGGCAGCUCGCCUGUCAAGACGAGCGCUUUGGCUCGCCGCAUCGACGAGGACAUUGAGGUCUAAGGCCAGAUCUGGCAUGUGCGGGGUCUGCAACAUGUUGUGAGGGUGCGACGGUGCGAUGUGCGGCCAGCGGCGGUACGCAACGACGGGCAGGACUGUGCGACUCGCCUCCCCGACUGGCGGGCCGCGCGCAAAAGCGGCACAGGGACACCGACACAAGGUUGUUGUCGUGCCCAUGAUGAUGUUGUGACGGGUUUGCAUCGACUGGUGUAGGAGUACGAGGCGUGAAAGGAGUAGAUGUGAAGGGCCAGCGAGGGUCCUGGGCGUGUUACAGUCCAGAAGUGUAUAGGUUGUGUGACAUGGGUCGAGAGCGGAGUGAUCUGAUCUUGGGCUCGUUGUCCUAUGUAUUAUCAUCAUAGGAG